Molecule: messenger RNA, 2075 nt
Organism: Mytilus trossulus (common blue mussel)
Lineage: Eukaryota; Metazoa; Mollusca; Bivalvia; Mytilida; Mytilidae
Product: large neutral amino acids transporter small subunit 2-like
Exons: 10
Coding region: 146-1597 (483 amino acids)
Biological process (GO): amino acid transmembrane transport
Cellular component (GO): membrane
Molecular function (GO): L-amino acid transmembrane transporter activity
Source: RefSeq, a predicted model, not a curated record
UUUUAACACAAACAAGAGGUUUCCUUUUCUAUAUUUAAUGCACAUAGGACAAGAAAUGCAUUAAGCCAAAUAUUCUAUCUAACACUUACAUAUUUGUUUAUCAAAACUCAGGUGUCUGUUUGAGUUGUCAUCAAAACAGAUCCCAAUGGAGCGACAACAAAUUGAUGUUCCCUCGGUUGACGAGGAUGCAGUUGGAAUACACAUUGAAAAAAUUCAGAUGAAAAAAUCUAUCAAUCUUUUACACUGCACGGCUAUUUUGGUAGCCGUUACUGGACAUGUGUCAAUAUUCAUAUCUCCAACAAUGAUUUUAGCCAAUACAGGAUCUGUUGGUCUGACCUUAAUUAUGUGGAUAGUGGGUGGUUUUAUCAAUUUAAGUCUGGCAUUGUGUUUCACUGAACUUGGUACAAUGUUUCCAUUUUCUGGAGGUCCUUAUGUUUACAUACUCAAUGUAUUUGGGCCACUUCCUGCCUUCAUGUUGUUAUGGGGAUAUUUUCUUCUCAUAAAUGGACCUUUCUGGGCCUUUGUCUCAUAUGGUGCUUCUGUUUACAUUCUACAACCAUUCUUUCCAACUUGUAGGCCACCAGAGAUAGGUGUUAAAAUCUUAGGAGGAUGGAUAUUAGUGACAUUUGUGGCCUUAAAUGGUGUCUAUAUGAAGUAUGUAACCAAGGUACAGACAUUUCUGUCAUCCACCAAGGUGAUAGGUCUACUAUUAAUUGUGGUUUGUGGAAUUAUACAGCUGGUACGAGGUGAAACAGAUCAUUUUGAGAACAUCAUGGCCAACUCUAAGACAGACUUGGGAAGUAUAUCAUUUGCUGCAUUCUUCUCUACAUUUUCAUAUGGAGGUUGGCAAGUUAUUAGUAGUUUAAUGGAAGAGACUAAAAAUCCAGCAAGGGAUUUACCCAGAGCAGUUUAUAUAACAUUUUUUAUAGUGAUGAUAGUGUAUAUAUUAACCAAUGUGGCCUUCUUUACUGUUCUGAGUCCAACAGAAUUAUUGAGAUCUGAUGCUGUUGCUGUUUUAUUUAUGCAGAACUUUUAUGGCCCUCUCACUCCAGUGAUUACAAUAUUGGUUGGAUUAUGUUGUAUUGGUGUACUUAAUGCAUCAAUAAUGGGACAUUCAAGGGUUUUGUUUGCUGGAGCUAGAAAUGGACAUUUUCCUUCUAUUUUUGGGACAUUACAAACUACAUUUCUGACACCAUGGGCAGCUAUCUUAGCAAUUACAUUUCUAGCACUAUUUCUUCUGUUUAGUGGUGGAUUAGUACUGUUUAUUGAGUACAUACAAGUAUUCUCUAUUAUAAUGACUUUGAUGGUCUUGUCAGCAUUACUGUAUCUACGAAGGUACCGUCCUGAAAUGAAAAGGCCUUAUAAAGUGAACAUUGCUCUUCCAAUUGUUAUGUUAGUGAUAAACUUUGUGAUGUUGCUAAUCUGUGUAAUAACUGAGCCUACUAGGACAGGAAUGGCUCUAGUAUUAUUUUUCACUGGUGUACCAGUAUAUCUGUUUGGUGUUAUAUGGAAAUCUAAACCUAAAUCUUUUAACGAUAUAAUAUAUAAAACAACAGUGAUAUUACAGAAGACAUUUUUAUUAGGGAAAUCAGAGUGAUUCAUUAGUGCCAAAUUUUGAUAGCAAUAUAUCAUUCAGGUUAUAGCAACAUAUGCAUGUAGUUACAUAUCAUUCAGUAUAGCAGCUAUACUAUAGCUACAUAUGUGUAUAGCCAUGUGUCAUUUCGAGUACAGAUACAUAUGUUUAUGGAUAUGUGUUAUUCAAACAAGGACAUCAUAUGUUAACUGAGAUGUGUCAUUCAGAUAAGGGCAUCACAAUUAUGUUUACUUUGAUGUAAAAUUCAGAUUAGGGCAUCAUAAUUAUGUUUACUUUGAUGUAAAAUUCAGAUUAGGGCGUCAUACGUUUUCUGUGAUAUGUAAUAUGGUUUAGGGCAUGUGUUUAGUGUGAUGUUUUUUAAUCUGAGGAGGCCAUUAUCAAGGAGGUCUCUCCCUAUAUAGAGAUUAUGCCACUGGAAUGGGUCUCUUUUUUGAUACAUUAAAUAUAUAUAAAUCAAUGGGUUGCUAUUUUACUCAUGUAA